AACCGGCGUUGUCGGUUUUCAGCUGGGGAAGGCGUACUAUCUAUCAUAGCAACCUGUAAGGUAGAAAGAGAAAAGGCAAAUCGUGCUGCUUGUUUCUAGUACGCUGUGUGAUGUAUUGGUGACAGGAAAGAAAUCAGCGCCUUUUCUUAUUGACAGUGCAGUGAUUUUGUUUUAAAUACAUGUCAAGAUGUUAACCAGAACAGCAGGAGGUGGUGGUGUGGCGAUGGUCGUGCUGUCAACCUUUCUACACUCGGUGAGGCUAUGGUCAUUGCUUCUCUGCACUGUGAACGCUGCGGAUAUCUUAAUGAAUACCACCACGGUGGCAGGUCCAUCGUCGCCUUCCUUUUGCAAAGAGGCUGACUAUCAUUUUGAAUACACAGAAUGUGACAGUACGGGAUCAAGGUGGAGAGUUGCUGUGCCAAACUCAAACAGGAUCUGUAAUGGCUUGCCUCCUCCUGUCAGGGGUAAAGAGUGCACCUUUUCAUGUGCAGCUGGGGAGUACCUGGACAUAAUGAAUCAGGUGUGCAGCAAAUGUAAUGCAGGAACGUAUUCCUUAGGGAGUGGUAUAAGGUUUGAUGAGUGGGACAACAUUCCUUCAGGAUUCUCUUUAGUGGCUACAUUCCUUGAUAGUCCCACUGGCGCAUCUUCUAGUAAUGAAGGUAGUUGUAUAAACUCUACAUGGAUCCCAAGAGGAAACUUCAUAGAGUCUAACAGAGAUGACUGCACAGUUUCUUUGGUCUAUGCAGUGCAUCUUAAGAAGUCUGGUCCUGUUUCCUUUGAAUAUCAAUAUCCAGACAAAAACAUCUACUUUGAAUUUUUUAUCCAGAAUGACCAAUGUCAAGAGAUGGAAAGUUUGAACCAGAAAUGGAUGCAAGUAACAGACCACGGUGAAUGGAGAAUGCAUACAGUAACUUUGAAGUCUGGCACAAACAUUUUGUAUUGGAGGACUACUGGAAUCCUUUUGGGUUCGAAGGUGGCGACACCUGUUCUACUGAAGAACAUAACCAUUGAAGGUGUUGCAUACACAUCGGAAUGCUCCCCUUGUAAACCUGGUACUUUCAGUAAAAAUCCAGGUUCAUCAUCCUGUGACCUUUGCCCUGCAAAUACCUAUUCAAGAAAAGGAGCCAAAGAAUGCAUGCCCUGUAAUGUACAAACUCAGUAUUCAGAUGCAGGUUCUAACAUCUGCAAAGAACGUCCUGCUUGUACAAGUGCCGAUAUCUUCCAGCUUCACACUCCAUGUGAUGAAGAAGGAAAGACUCAAAUAACCUACAAGUGGAUAGAACCCAAGAUCUGCAGAGAUGAUAUUAAAGGAUCAUUUCAACUUCCUUUAUCAAAUGAAAAGAAGCCUUGUCCACCAUGUAAUCCAGGCUUUUACAAUGAUGGGUCACCUACUUGCUCUCCAUGCAAGCCUGGAACUUAUUCUAAUGGAACCCAUGAAUGCAAACCCUGUCCUGCUGGAACAGAGCCUGCUUUAGGUUUUGAGUAUAAAUGGUGGAAUAUAUUGCCUUCAAAUAUGAAAACUUCCUGCUUCAAUGUAGGGAAUACUAAAUGUAAUGGCAUGAAUGGUUGGGAAGUUGCUGGAGAUCAUAUCCAGAGUGCAGCAGGAAGCACAGAUAAUGACUACCUCAUUUUAAAUCUCCACAUCUCUGGAUUUAGACCUCCGGCGGUGAGUGCCAAUGGGGUAUCAGGUAAUGAAAUAGGAAGAAUAUCCUUUAUUUUUGAGACUAUCUGUUCUGCUGACUGCGAAUUAUACUUUAUGUUGGACACAAACAAGAAAAACACAGUUGUGGUUGAAUCUUGGGAAGGAACUAAAUCAAAGCGGAUGUUCACUCAUGUUAUCACCAAAAAUUCCUCUGUUUCCUUCACCUGGGCAUUUCAAAGAACAAGUCAAACAUCUACAACUAGAAGAUUUAUAAAUGAUAUUGUGAAGAUCGACUACAUUUCAAUAACAAACGUUGUGGAUGGAGUUGCCUCCUACUGUGAAAAUUGUGCCAUUAAUGUUGAUCAGUCUGGAUCUUCCUGUGUACCCUGUCCAGCUGGCCAUUACAUCGAAAAGGGAAGCAAUCAGUGCAAGGAAUGUCCUCCUAAUACAUUCCUUUCCCCACACCAGGUAUUUGGAAAAGAGGCCUGCAUUCCUUGUGGGCCUGGCAGUAAAAGCAGCAAGGAUCGUUCAUUUUGUUUCAGUGACUGUGCUUUUACUUAUCGUUCAAAAAAUCAGACUUUGAUUUACGACUUCAGGAGCUUCAGCACUGUGUAUUCUUUAAUAAAUGGACCAAGCUUUACCACAAAAGGGACAAAAUACUUUCAUAACUUCAACAUUAGCCUUUGUGGAAAUGAGGGAAAGAAAAUGGCUGUUUGUGUGGACAAUGUAACUGAUUUAACUACAAAGGCCAUGGAAGGAGAGUCUGGGGGAUAUGCCGACUUUGUGGAAACCUAUGUUUGCCAAUCUACUAUCAUACCAUCUGAUGGAAGAGGUUUUAAAACUGCCUUGUCAUCGCAGUCUGUUAGUCUUGCUGAUACUUUCAUAGGUGUAUCUGUUGAGUCACACUUGAAAGAUGUUGAAAUCCUAACUAAUCUGUUUCCACAGUCCUCCGUGAAGGUGCCAGACGUUAACUUCUUUUACAAGUCUUCUGUGAAUACAUCAUCUUGUCCAUAUGGUCGAGCAACUGUAAUAUCCUUGAGGUGCAAAACAGACGAAAAUGCUCAGGGGAAGGUUUCAGUGUCCAGCAAAUGCCCUGGAGGAACCUGUGAUGGAUGCACAUUUUACUUUCUAUGGGAGAGUGCGGAUGCAUGUCCUUUAUGUACAUCAGAUGAUUACCAUGAGAUUGAGGGGGCCUGCAGAGGAGGGAUCCAGGAAAUACUUUAUGUGUGGAAUGAGACAAAACAUUGCACUAAAGGCGUUGCCUUACCUGAAAAGAGGCAAAUAGUUUGUGAAUCCAUUGACUUUUGGUUGAAAGCUGGGGCAGGUGUUGGUGCAUUCACAGCUGUCUUGCUGAUUGCAUUGACCUGCUACUUUUGGAAGAAGAACAAGAAGUUGGAAUACAAGUAUUCAAAGCUGGUAAUGACAGCGGGUACCAAAGACUGUGAACUCCCUGUUGCUGACAGCUGUGCAAUAAUGGAAGGGGAAGACAAUGAAGAAGAUGUUGUUUAUUCUAACAAGCCAUCUUUGCUGAAAAAACUUAAAUCCCUAGCUACAAAGGAAAAAGAAGACAUUUUUGAAUCUGUUCAGCUGAAGUCUUCAAGAUCUCAAAAUAUAUGAAGACCUGAAACUAUGACAGAAGAUUUUAAAAUGCCAAGGAACAAAUGAAAACUUAUCCCAGUGUGCGUCCUGAGUAUGAAGACCAUGGCAGAGCACAGAAACAAGAACUUUAAAUCUGAAAGACUUUUAACAUGAAUAGAAUGCCUUAGUACUGUGCUCAGUACCUUGCCAAAAAGGGAAGCAGACAGUUUAUUAAACUGGUGAUGGAGCUUACCUCAGGAAGAGAUGCAUAACUCUCUAUAGUGUUAUUUUCUCUACAGUGUGCUUUAACUUGAGCACUUCGCCCUUGAUUACUUGCCUAGAAAUUGAUAUGCAGUCUUUUCACACCUUUGGAAAUGCACCUAUAAAAUAUUUUGAGACUCUCCUCUGCAUUAGUUUGUAAUAUUGCUGGUUGUAAAAAUCUUUUGGAGAACUGUCAAAUGUUACUGUCAAAAGCUAACCUUUCUUGAUCACUGCAAAGUAAAUCUACAGAUUACAGGGUACUGUAAAGUGAGUCCAUGCAGUAAUACCUGGCCGAUGUCCAGUGUCCAGUAACAUGAUAUAUUCUAAUCAUUGUGCAAAACCAAAGGGAAAUUCAGUUAUAGUACUGUCCGUGUACUGACAGUGUUAGCACUUCAGUAUCAUUUUCUUUGUAAGUCAGAAAUGGAGGAGGGUCUGUUCAUUGAAAUUACAGAUGCAGAAUGUUUGUGCAGUAGACUGUUAUAUUUUUGCAGUUCUUUAGAUUGUUGCUAAUAGUACAUUGUGGCCCAGAAAUGUUCUACAUAUAAGGCUGAACUACAGGUCAGCAAACUCAUUUGCUUCCUGCAAACAUUUGCCGUUAAAUUUGUUUACAAGGGAGAGAUUAAUGUCUUAUUUAAUGUAACUGAUUAAUUAGGUGAAGGAUUGAUAUUGUUUUAACAAUGUUACUGUUGAAUAUUUUUACAAUGUAUGUGUCAUUUUUAAUUUUGAGAUGAGGUGUAAAUUUUCUUUAUCUUCUCAUUUUAGCUUUAUUUCACAGUUGGCUGGAUGUCUCCAUUUUUGUAUUUGAUAUGCAUACCCGACCCAGUUAUAGUCAAGGUAUAACUAUUUGUGAAGUUGUUUAUAUCUUGAUCAUUUGGUUGAAACAUUAUUGAUAGUUGCACUGAGAGGGCAUUGUUGCAUGGAAGUGAAUAUUUGAAAAUAUAUGCAGUCACACCGUCCAGAUAAAUGUUGUAGUCAUGGAAAUUUUGAAAGUUUGGUCAUUAUCCUACCAUAAGGCUACUGCAUGUUUUUAUAAUAGUAAUGUGUUUCAUCCCCCAGGUAAUCCUGAUUCUUUUAAGGUAUGAACAUUAUCUGUUAGUAUAACAUGGGAAACCAUGAUGUCUUAAUCUCCUAUUCUCAGUGCAUAACAUCCAGGCCAGAUUACUGGGAGAACAUAUAGCAUCUGAAAAUAUGCUGACCUCUCCAGCAGUGGUAAGCUUAAGGAAAUGUUUUGCAGUACCUUUAUUAAAGUAAAGAAACCAGUAACAUACUAAUCAGUAGAUUGUCUGUAGUGUACACUGUGAUUCUCUUCAGUUUUACAGGGAAAGGACUCUAAUUCGAGAUAUUUCAGGUUUAUGGAUGCUUUUAACACUGUUUUGCAUGCAUUGUGGCAUUUGGUGCAUCUCCUUGUUGCUGGUGACCUUACAGAGAACCUUAUGGCAAAAGAAUUGUUGUACACAACUAAUAAGGGAGUAGAAAUAUGCACUUCAUCAAAUUAUAAGUAGUGCAGCUAUGGAACAUUGAUCUGCAAUAAAUUAACUAAAAACGUCAUUUGAUAAACUAUUCCUCUUACUGGAAACUUGCUUUACAGAAUUUUUUUUUUUCUGAAAGGGUCAAAAUGCUUUAUUUUAAAAUGCAUUUGUACAAAUUGCACAGAUACUGAGAUAUCAUAGCUGCCCUCUUUCAUUUUUAGACCUGGUGUGCAAAAUUUAUUUGUACUGUGUUGAAAUGAAAAUUAUGUUGUUCUAUGUAUUUAUUUUAAUUUUUCUAGCUAUUUCAGUUCAUUUCCCAGGUAAAUGAUUUUCCAGUCUAUUUUGUCAUGUUUUGAAAGCCUCUCUUUUAAAUAUGGCUGUAUAUUUUUUAUGAAGGGAGUCAAGCUAACCUAUUUUCAGUUGCCCACUGGUACUAUAUAGCUACAGCUCAUUAAUAGAACUAUAAGGUAAUGAGUAGUGAAUAUGUAUGGUUGUCUGACAAACCUGAGUUCUUGAAUUAAUGUUUGUUUUCCUAUGUCUUUGACAGUUUACAGCAAUUGCCUUAACUGAGGUGAGCUUACUGGUGUAUCAGUCUAGAAUUGCAAAAAAGUAUGGGUCUUGACUGAUUUCUGAAUUUUAGUUAAUGUUGCUUUUAAAUGAUUUCCUUGUAAUGACCUUGGUGAAAAUGAAUUUUUUUGUUCUACCUUGA
Molecule: messenger RNA, 5659 nt
Organism: Protopterus annectens (West African lungfish)
Lineage: Eukaryota; Metazoa; Chordata; Ceratodontiformes; Protopteridae
Gene: ELAPOR2
Product: endosome-lysosome associated apoptosis and autophagy regulator family member 2
Exons: 22
Coding region: 188-3259 (1023 amino acids)
Biological process (GO): positive regulation of BMP signaling pathway
Source: RefSeq, a predicted model, not a curated record